AAAAAAAGUUAUUAACCCUGAAUACCUUAUGGAGAAUAUCAGCCAUUUAAAGGUGUGACGGGCAACUAUAAAACACCCAAAUCGCAAGUAUCUCUAUGGAAAAUCUCCCUUUUGGCUGUAACGACAGAAACUCAAACACACCUCGAAUUCAAAGGAUGUGCUGGAAGACUACCAUUGAGGAACGCUGCAAAAGCUGCGACGAUCUGCUACGCACAGGAUUUGAGCUUGACAAGUGCCCCGAGUAUGAGGAGAAAGGGACCUGUGAGAAUGGUAUUAGGCAGCUGUCCCAGAGAGUCGAGGAUGAGUGCAAGAAGUGUAGGGAGCUUCGGGAAGAACAGGAGCGUAUGGCGGCGCUCAAUGCGUUGCGUAAGACGGGGAAGUGAUGGUGAGUGACGUACAGUUAGAACUGAGAUGCAAU
This is a messenger RNA of Fusarium oxysporum Fo47, 418 nucleotides long. RefSeq lists its product as uncharacterized. The coding region runs from base 96 to 383 and encodes 95 amino acids. The transcript has a single exon. Lineage: Eukaryota; Fungi; Ascomycota; Sordariomycetes; Hypocreales; Nectriaceae. The record is from RefSeq and is a predicted model, not a curated record.